Messenger RNA from Eimeria acervulina, 1953 nucleotides. RefSeq lists its product as hypothetical. The transcript has 10 exons. Bases 1 to 1953 code for a protein of 650 amino acids. NCBI's taxonomy places the organism in Eukaryota, Apicomplexa, Conoidasida, Eucoccidiorida, Eimeriidae. Gene Ontology annotation, biological process: protein localization to vacuole. The record is from RefSeq and is a predicted model, not a curated record. Gene Ontology annotation, cellular component: vacuolar membrane.
AUGUUCCUCAUGGGCCUUGGGGCUGCCGCAGCAGCAAGUGCCGCAUUUGUAUUGCCGCUAUUUCUCUACUACCACUUCGUUGACAAGAGGAAGAGCACUCCGAUUGCGGCUGUUUCCUUCUGUGGUACACUCACCUUUGCCCUUCUUCUGGCCUUUCUCGUGCCCAUUGACAUCAUGCAAGCCUCCACAGCCAACUCUGCUGCGGUACGGGGGACUGAGGCCUCCAAAGAGCUACAGCCGCCGCCGUCUGUGGCUGAAGCUGCUGCUGCAGCCCAUGCCUCCAACGUUGCAGCAGCAGCAUUUACCCCUGCGGGAGCAGCAGCGGCAGCAGCUGCCACUGCUGGCUGGGCAGCACUUACAAAGGUCGUCCAUCCCCUCACCCCUGAGGUGUUACAACAGCUGUACCUUUCCCUUGGCAUCGCUGUCUUCCUUUGCUGCUUUAUAUUGACACCUGCGGCUAUCUUCUAUGCCAACGAGAGCGACAGGAGGCGGGAUUUCGAUGAGGUUGAAGCGUUCCCUUGUAAGGCCACUUUUGCAGCGGUGAGGAAGACCGUUUUAUUCGUCAUCGCUGCGUGCGUGCUGCUCCUGGUGUUACUGGCAGUGAGGCCCGGCAUGCCUCCUCCAGCUUUUUUUAGACCAGAGGAGCCCGUUGUGCAGCAGCAGCUUCUGCAGCAGCAGGAGCAUCCGGAAGGAAGCACUGCUGGAAGGAGCUCUGCCGGCCUCAUGGCAGCAGCAGCAGCAGCGGCUUCUGCGGCUGCUGCUACGGCCAGUGCUGCUGCUGCAGCAGCAGCUGCAGCGGCACAACGCGUCGACUCGGACGCCGUGCAGCUGUACACAGCUCAGCUGCUGGGGGUACACAAAACAGGAGUGGAUUCUCUGCUGUAUUUGGGCGCCUGUUUCCUUUGUGGGGAAGUGCAGUUUGACUCUCGUGCCGCUGUGGUGCGCUUGCUGUUGCUGCAUCUCGGAUUUGUUGCUGCUGCAGCACAGGGCGUGUGGAUCAUCUUUGGGGCCUUCGGUUUGGCGUGCCUCCCUUUCGCCUGGCUCCAACGUCCUCCUUCCACUGAGCAGCAGCAGCAGCAGUUGCAACACGCAAUAGCAGCAAUACGAGAACAGCAGCGCUUGCUCCAGAACAAAUAUGCUGGAGGCCGGCAAAUGAACCCUUUCGACGCUGAGACGUUCCAGCAGCUGCGGGCGCAGCAGCGCAUCUGCAGCGAGAGGAAGUACAAAUUGCAGUACAUGCAUUGGAUAACAACUACGGGGAAUUUAAAAACCCCGCCAACGCCUUCGGGCACAGUCGAGGUCCUCAUUAGGCGGCUGGAGGCCUCUGCGUGCGGCUGGCGCUGCGGCUUCGCCGCCCCCAACUCUGACGGCUCCCCAACGCCUGCAGAUGCGGUUCUAUUGCUUCUUUCGUCAGGGGUUUGUACGGCCUGCUGCGGCUGCUGCCCCUUUGCACAUCCAGACACAAGCGACUCCGCGAAUGGCAGCUGCAUGUCGUUGUCAAAGGAGGGUCAAGUUCCCCGCAGCUUAGCUUGCAUUGUUGCAGCUGCUGCGCACCUUGGUGCCUCACGAACUCUCUCUACUGAGGCAAAGCUGCGGCCUUGUGCUUCUUUGUCUCGUCAGGCGGCACCUCAAUACGCUUCCUUCGGUAACCAAACGUUUGUCCCUCAACUUCUGCUCUUUUUGCUGCUGCAGAAUGGGUCGGAUGCCAUCACGUGUUCGCUGCAUGCAGCCGCAGCUGGCACGUCGUGCCGCCUCACUGUGUUUGCUGCUGCUCUUUCGCGUGUGGCCUUCGUCGGAGUCCUGCUUUGUUUGGUCUAUGUAGCCGCUUGCCAGCGGACGGUGCCCCUCCACUUGAGCACGUGGGACUCUCAGCAACAGAGAACAGCAGCAGCAAGAGACGAUCUAGAUGACUUGGCAGAGGUGGACGAGUCCGAUCGGCUGAUUGGUGUGUAG